Molecule: messenger RNA, 11778 nt
Organism: Coregonus sp. 'balchen'
Lineage: Eukaryota; Metazoa; Chordata; Actinopteri; Salmoniformes; Salmonidae
Source: the annotation of a GenBank genome assembly
CCUCAAUUUAAUUUAUCUCUUCAUCAUAGGGAAAUGAAAUUUCGUGGAUAAAUUGGAAAAUGUUUUGUUUCUUUGACUGUGAACAUUAACGGAAAUCUCAAGUAGGAUUUUCUUUCUUUGAAGAACUUCAUUGGUUGAAAUGGAUUCAACCUCUAGUUCAGGGUCAUGCACGUGUUACUGUAACGCCAAAACACCGCGAUGCCUGCUGGUUGUAGUUGCACAGAGCUAGAUACCCCUGUCUGAAGGAGGAAUAACGUUUCUUGGAUUCAGCUAUACCAGCUGUAAGCCUACUAUUAUUUGCUAUUUUACUCACACCUGGCUCUUUUUGCGACUGUACGGCAGGUUGAGAAGUUCGUUCUAGAAGCACGAACUAGUCUCCUGUUAGCAGCAUAAAAGUUUGUUAGCAGUUAGCUAACUUGCUAGCUAGCGCCUUGUUUGCGUGCUAACUAGGUAACGUUAGUUAAAUAAAUGUGCUCGCAACGGUUGCAUGAUUUUGCAGAACAAACCACUGGCUUUGUCCAGUACUACGUAGCCAGGUGAUCAAUUCACUAACUAACGUUACCUAGCCUAUGUUAGUUAUUCAGUUCCGGAUGCAACUGAUCAGCUGGCUGGACUAGCUAAGUAGCUAAAUAACUAAGGACACUUUGCUAAAAUGUUGUGGUGGUGAACAAAGCAAUGGAAGCUUGUUUCAAGUCGUUCGCGAUGGGUGGUCUUCGGAGAUCUCUGGAAAUUAAAUUCAGGGUCCUCACCUGCUGUUUGACCUGCAGAACAGUGAGUUGUUCCAGAUCACCUUUAAAGUGCCAACUCUCCAAGCAUCUGCCGGUGACUAGAGGGAAAGCAACACUGUUGCAAUCAUGUCCGUCUGGUAGGUACUGUUAUAUUUUUACUGUUAUGGUCUGUGAUUGAAGGAGCCCUAGGUGGCUAGACCUAGCUGCAACACACAUGUUGUUGUUGGCUAAUGGAUUAUUAUUUUGUUUAAUUGGCAGCAUAUUUCAUUCGCCAUAGAGUAACUGAGGCGUCCCUCUCCAGUGUGGCUCCUGCUUUUGUUGUGGUAAGUGGGAAGUUUUGGUUGUGUCAAUCAUAUCCAAUUUGAAAUUGUUAUUCUCUCCAAAAUGUUUUGUCUGUCGGCAGUAUAUGGGAUAUGAUCACUUUUGUUCAAAUGUUUAUCAACAUUGACAAUGCCAACAUUCUACAAAAAGGUUGCUUCUGCAAAAUGCAAGAAAAGUAAACCAAUGUGUCAUUUCAAUUGUGACUGUCUAUAUUGUUCACCUGAGGGAGCGUGUGGAAUGUACCUAGAAGCUAUACAGCAAGAUACUGGCUGUAGCUACAACUGUGCUUUUUUGUCAUAGAUGAAAUUUGACAAAGAUGGGAAUGUAACCUCGUUUGGUAAGUAAUGGAACAUCUAUUGGCCUCAUUAGUUUGCCCAUUAUUUGUUUUUCUUUAGUUUUCUGUUCUCACAAGCACUACAUCAAAUGCAAUUGUUUAUUGUACUUUGUUACUGACAAGUUAUUUGUCCUUCCUAUACGUUUUGAGUCUGACCUCUGACCCCUGAUCUGAUUCCUAUCUCAGAGAAGAAAAAGCUGGAGCUGUAUCAAGAGCUGAGUCUGCAGGCCAGAGACCUCAGGUUCCAACACCUCACCAGCAUCAACGCUAGGAACAACAACAUCAUCAUUCGCAUGGAGGUAGCUACGUACUGUUUUUGUUUCGUGUUACAUCGUUAUGCUGAAGGUACUGUUAGCCAAACUGUUGCGUUUGUCACCUUUCGUGACAGCUAGCCUCAAAUUAUCCUCUAACUUUUAGAGAAUGAAAAAAUUAAGUAAAAAAUUGCACACUAGAAAAGACAGGUGACCGACCUUAACUUGUUUUUGCACCUGAACCGAGUCUAUCUGUUCUUGUGUCUUCAGGCCUUGAAGGCAGUAGUGACCCCCAAUAGCCUGUUGGUGUUGGAUUUCCGAGGUCUGGCAUUGGAGAGAUGGCUGGUCCUGGAGUUGGCUCCACAGUUGAACGGGGAUCAUGGAGCUAUGGCCACUCAUUCACUGCCAUUUGAGUUCAGAGCCCUUGAAGCUAUUCUGCAGCAUAGGGUAAGACACACGCUACUCAAUCACUCAUUUACUAUUCAUUUAUCACAACAAUUGUUCACACUUUAUUUGGAUUGUUCCAUGUAGAUGAUCUACACAUGGUUAUACUAUCAACAAACUAUCUGUUGAUAAGCAACUGCUUGCUAGGGUCAGGGUAAGGGUUGAGUUUAGCGUUCGGAUCAAUCACAUUUAUUUAUAAAGCCCUUUUUACAUCAGCAGAUGCCACAAAGUACAUGUACAGAGACCUAGCCUAAAACCCCAAACAGCAAGCAAUGCAGAUGUAGAGGCACGGUGGCUAGGAAAAACUCCCUAGAAAGGCAGGAACCUAGGAAGAAACCUAGAGAGGAACCAGGCUCUGAGGGGUGUCCAGUCCUCUUCUGGCUGUGACGGGUGGAGAUUAUAAGAGUACAUGGCCAUUAAGGCCAGAUUGUUCUUCAAGAUGUUCAAACGUUCAUAGAUUAACAGCAGAGUCAAAUAAUGAUCAGUGGUUGUACAGGGUGCAACAGGUCAGUACCUCAGGAUAAGGGUUAGUGGAUAGACGGAGGACUUCCUGUCCAGCUUGCUUGAGGGAGAAAACAACAUGGCCACCUCCUGUCUCUCCCACUCUCCACUGGGCAACGAUAGCGACAUCUCUGACGACAGCAGCACUGGCGGCAUGGUCGGCCAGAACUUCCUGGCCUGCCCCAGCUCCCAGGGGAGUGACAGUGACCCUGCGCCCAGCCCAGGGUACUCCAACAAUCCCUUGAUUGCUCCAGGCUGAGAACACUGAGGCCCUGAACGUGCAGACAGACCACAGCUACUCUCUGUUCCAGGGAGAGGACAUGGAUGCUCUCCAGAGCAUGAGGGCACAGAAGCCUGACAUGGAUGUCUUUAUUGAUCUGGAUGACCUGGACAGUGAGGGGAUGGAAAUGGAACAGGAUUAUUCCAGUGAAGAACUACCCUGCACUCUCUCCAUAGAGGACUCUACACAGGACAACAAAGCGGAUCUGUUCCAGUUCAAGGAGAUCGUCCUGACUGAUGAGGAAAAGAGACUUCUUGCUAAAGAAGGAGCAACCAUACCGUCUUGCAUGCCUCUUACUAAGACUGAGGAGAGGACACUGAAGAGGGUGAGGAGGAAGAUCCGAAACAAGCAGUCAGCCCAGGAGAGUAGGAAGAAGAAUAAGGUGUACGUGGACGGCCUGGAGAACAGGGUUUCCAUCUGCACUGCUCACAACCAGGAUCUGCAGAAGAAGGUCCAACUGCUGCAGAAACAAAACAUGUCUCUGAUAGAGCAGCUGAGGAAACUACAGUCCAUGAUGAAGAUGUCUACCAUGAAGACAACCACCACCAGCACCUGUGUCAUGGUGUUCCUGCCGUCUUUCUGCCUGAUCAUCUUCCCCUCUGUCAACCCAUUUGGCCGCAGCCCUGGACAGAAGGAGAUAUACACCCCCUCCUCUGUUGUCUCCAGGACCCUGCGCUCUGUUGCUGUUGAUGACACCCCAGACCCUCUACCCCUGGCUUACUCUGAGCCUGGGGAGGAAGUGGAUGACGCUGAGCCUCCCCCUCUCAGUUUCCUCCUAGUGGCCAAGGUAGAGAACACCAUGGCCGUGUUCACUGGCGGCCAGAACCACACACCAGACUACCAGAAGGUGGAGCAGUCUGAUUCUGAGAGUGAGUUCAACAGCAACUCGUCUGCAGACUUCCCCAAUCCUGGACAGGCCAAGCUGAAGCCAGGGGGCCGAACCCGGGGCUGGGGGCCUGCAGGAGGGAUCCAGUGGGAACGCCUGUGGCCUAUGAGGUUCCAGGGACCAAGGAGAACUGGAUCGACAGGAAGCCAACAUCCAUCAUUAUACAGCAACACCGCUCGGACGAGAUGUAAACAGAAGAGCCGGUGGUGAAUGAACUAACUAAUGGAGGGAGAGGGUUAAUCAAAGGUUUCAGUCAUUAUUGAUAGUGUUCAUUGAAACUUGGUGGAUGAAGAGAAAAGGGUAUUGGGACGUUUUGUUAUUCCAGUAUCCUCUGUCUCUACCUGUUCCUUCUCCUCGUGAUACUACUGUUCCUCUUGGAGCACUUUGUUCUAAUGCCUUGUUCAAGUGCUAGAAUGGACUACUGAGAUUUCCAUUGUUAUGCAUUAUCAUCGCCCUCUCAUCAAGGGGGGGAAAGCGCUAUGAAAGUGAGUAGUAAUGUGUUGACCUCAUGAUUGCUGAAGACUUUUUAAAACCUGAAUUCUCUAUUGAAAAACAAAACUGACAACAGUCAAUUCUGUCCACCUGUGUGGCGCAUCUCCAGUAGGUGUUGCUAUGUACCUUGCUAGCGAAUUACCAGUUCCUUUCAUAGUGUAUAGUUAACUUCUCUGGUAGUUUUCAGUCAGCAUCCAUAGUGAAAAUGUAUUCUCAUGAUGCUGGAUCAAAACUGUUGAUCUUUAUACAUUGCUUUAGCCAUUGCAGGACAUUUGGCCAUUGCAGAUUUUGUGUAAAGAACUAAAUAAUGUAUUUCCCUUGUAACAAGGGUAUUCGUGCUUUCUUUUGGUUUUGGGACAAAUUUAAAUAUGACAUAGUGCUCUGUAAUUAAUCCCCAUUUUCAGGAGACAGUGGCUGAACCAUUUUUCACUAGUUUAGACCUUUUUGGGAGCUGUUUCAGUCCUUUAUCCAGUGGUUCACACUCAAGACCUGUUUUUACCCCUGUAAACCUCUGGACACCUUUCAAGUCUGUCAUGUGGAGAGGUGAACCCAGUGGUGGUUGUGGUUGUCCCACUGGCUACCCUAAGUUGAAUGCACCAAUUUGUAAGUCGCUCUGGAUAAGAGCGUCUGCUAAAUGACUUAAAUGUAAAAUAGUUAGUUGAUAUGUUGUUGACAGUUAUUGAACAUCUACAAACCAUCUACUUGGGACUAUCCAAAAAAAGUGUUAACCGGCAAUUCUAAAUGGAUUGGGGUAUAUGAUGUAAUAUGUGAUGGCAUGUCCAACUGGUAUUUGUUUAUGCAUGUAUAUGUCUUUGUUUCUGUAAAGGUAAACAUCCUUCAGGCUCGGCUGAAUGAGGUUCACCCUGUCAUCCUGGACAUUCUAGAGUCUCUUGUGGAUCCUAAACUACUCUCUGCAGAUCGCAGCAAACUGCAUAUACUUCUUCAGAACCGCAAGAAGUGAGUGGAAAAGCACUGACAGUCACAUCAUGAUAACCAGCAUUCCCGUUUUUGCGUGUAACGUUUGAUUUAUCUUAUCAAGGCAGAUCCUAUGUUACGGGCGUUGGGCCAGUAACUGAAAGGUCGCUGGUUCGAAUCCCCGAGCCGACUAGGUGAAAAAUCCAUUGAGUUCCAUUGAGCAAGGCACUUAACCCUAAUUGCUCCUGUAAGUUGCUCUGGAUAAGAGCAUCUGCUAAAUGACUAAAAUGUAUUGUAGGUGUAGAAAAGAUUGACACCUAUGGUCAUAAUUGGGCCAGGGCUGUUGUAUGGAUCUAGACAUCCUGUACUAGAAGGCGUGGCUGGUUUGGCUCUGUGUAGUCAAUCUCAUGAACUUUCUCCAUCCCGAUUUGGGAGUCUUCCAACCAGGAUUUCUGGGAAUUUUGGGGAAAGUUACCAGAAUUGUUCAACCCUACCUGUGUUUUCUGCCCAGCCUGUCAGAGCUGGAGACAGACAUCAAGGUCUUCAAGGACAGUCUGUUGAAGAUCCUAGACGAAGAGGAGAUGAUCGAGGAGCUUUGUGUCACCAAGUGGACGGAUCCACGUGUGUUGUAGGUGAAAUGGCAACAUGCAUAUUUUGUAGACACAUGGUACUUAAUGAGAUUAUUUGUGUUCAUUGUACACGUUUUUCAUUAUGCCGGGAGUGAGCUGACAACGGGAGGGUUGCUGUCAGGGGCCAACCUUUAGCUAAACCCUCUGAACUGCUCAUUGGGCGCUGCACUGUGGCUGGCCUCUGGUCCAGCCUCUACAACCUAAUGUGUGUAUGUGAGGGGUUGGUACAGCAGAAGACACAUUUCUCUCUUGUAUGGAUUAAUAAAGUCUUCUUUUUUUUCUUAAGAGUUGUUGGAUGAAGUCUUUAUUGGUCUCUCUUGUUGUUGUGUGUGUCUCUGGAGGCAGUGAGGAGAGCAGUCUGGGCAUUGAUCAUGCUGAGGAGAUGGAGCUUCUCCUGGAGAACUACUUCAUGCAGGCUGAGGAGCUGGGCAACACGACCAGGGAGCUCAAGGGCCUGAUAGACGACUCUGAGAGUGUUAUCUUCAUCAACCUGGACAGGUAUUGAUGACUAAACCCGGUCUGCAUCCCAAAUCGCACCCUAUUCCCUAUAUAGUGCAGUACUUUUGACCAGGACCCAUAUGUCUCAAAAGUAGUCCAUUAUGUAGGGAAUAGGGCCGAGGACCCCUUUUGUGAUAGCAAAUUCAUCAGGGACCCCUCAUAAUCAGAAAACAACUAGAGUGAGAUAAAAAUAGCAUACAAGGAGUUUUACUUUGACUUCGGCAGCGCAUGGCCGGACGAACCACGUCUCAGGCCCUGGGAAGGAACAUUUUAAAGGCCCGUCUAUAGGCAUCGGAAAGAACAUUUAGCCGUUUUCAAGCUAAUUUCCUGUAAUUCUGCACAUUUUGUCACAGGGCAGAGAUAUUUUUUGUUGUUGCAGCUUUAACACUAAUGUCCUGCAAUUGUAUAUGUUUUUCCACGAGGCAGAGAGAAAACGUUGACGUUUUAAAGCUUAAAUUAGUGCAUUUGGGGAAAACAAGACGUAUUGAGCUCCAAAUGUAUAAUUGGUGGAGUACUGUGGACACCAAUAUCCUUGUGAGCCUCCCAGGCCCAUGUUGCUCAGGGUUAAGAACAAAAAUUGUAGAUUAAUAAUAUUACAUUUUCUUGUAUUACACACUAAACUUACAAUAUCGGUCAAAAGUUUUAGAACACCUACUCUUUAUUUUUACAAUUUUCUACAUUGUAGAAUAAUAGUGAAGACGUCAAAACUAUGAAAUAACACAUGGAAUCAUGUAGUAACCAAAAAAGUGUUAAACAAAUCAAAAUAUAUUUUAUAUUUGAGAUUCUUCAAAUAGCCACCCUUUGCUUUGAUGACAGCUUUGCACACUCUGGCAUUCUCUCAACCAGCUUCAUGAGGUAGUCACCUGGAAUUAACAGGUGUGCCUUCUUAAAAGUUAAUUUGUGGGAUUUCUUUCCUUCUUAAUGCGUUUGAGCCAAUCAGUUGUGUUGUGACAAGGUAGGGGGGUAUACAGAAGAUAGCCCUAUUUGGUAAAAGACCAAGUCCAUAUUAUGGCAAGAACAGCUCAAAUAAGCAAAGAGAAACGACAGUCCAUCAUUACUUUAAGACAUGAAGGUCAGUCAAAAUGUCAAUAACUUUUAACGUUUCUUCAGGUGCAGUCGCAAAAAAAAGCGCUAUGAUGAAACUGGCUCUCAUGAGGACCGCCACAGGAAUGGAAGACCCAGAGUUACCUCUGCUGUAGAGGAUAAAUUCAUUAGUUACCAGCCUCAGAAAUUGCAGCCCAAAUAAAUGCUUCACAGAGUUCAAGUAACAGACACAUCUCAACAUCAACUGUUCAGAGGGGACUGUGUGAAUCAGGCCUUCAUGGUCGAAUUGCUGCAAAGAAACCACUACUAAAGGACACCAAUAAUAAAAAAGAGACUUGCUUGGGCCAAGAAACAUGAGCAAUGGACAUUAGACCGGUGGAAAUGUGUCCUUUGGUCUGGAGUCCAAAUUGGCGAUUUUUGGUUCCAAUCGCCGUGUCUUUGUGAGACGUGGUGUGGGUGAACGGAUCAUCUCUGCAUGUGUAUUUCCCACUGUAAAGCAUGGAGGAGGAGGUGUUAUGGUGUGGGGGUGCUUUGCUGGUGACACUGUCUGUGAUUUAUUUAGAAUUCAAGGCACACUUAACCAGCAUGGCUACCACAGCAUUCUGUAGCGAUACACCAUCCCAUCUGGUUUGGGCUUAGUGGGACUAUGAUUUGUUUUUCAACAGGACAAUGACCCAACACACCUCCAGGCUGUCGAAGUGCUAUUUUACCAAGAAGGAGAGUGAUGGAGUGCUGCAUCAGAUGACCUGGCCUCCACAAUCCCCCGACCUCAACCAAAAUGAGAUGGUUUGGGAUGAGUCGGACCGCAGAGUGAAGGAAAAGCAGCCAACAAGUGCUCAGCAUACAGUGAGGGAAAAAAGUAUUUGAUCCCCUGCUGAUUUUGUACGUUUGCCCACUGACAAAGACAUGAUCAGUCUAUAAUUUUAAUGGUAGAUUUAUUUGAACAGUGAGAGACAGAAUAACAACAACAAAAAUCCAGAAAAACGCAUGUCAAAAAUGUUAUAAAUUGAUUUGCAUUUUAAUGAGGGAAAUAAGUAUUUGACCCCUCUGCAAAACAUGACUUAGUACUUGGUGGCAAAACCCUUGUUGGCAAUCACAGAGGUCAGACGUUUCUUGUAGUUGGCCACCAGGUUUGCACACAUCUCAGGAGGGAUUUUGUCCCACUCCUCUUUGCAGAUUUUCUCCAAGUCAUUAAGGUUUCGAGGCUGACGUUUGACAACUCGAACCUUCAGCUACCUCCACAGAUUUUCUAUGGGAUUAAGGUCUGGAGACUGGCUAGGCCACUCCAGGACCUUAAUGUGGUUCAUCUUGAGCCACUCCUUUGUUGACUUGGCCGUGUGUUUUGGGUCAUUGUCAUGCUGGAAUACCCAUCCACGACCCAUUUUCAAUGCCCUGGCUGAGGGAAGGAGGUUCUCACCCAAGAUUUGACGGUACAUGGCCCCGUCCAUCGUCCCUUUGAUGCGGUGAAGUUGUCCUGUCCCCUUAGCAGAAAAACACCCCCAAAGCAUAAUGUUUCCACCUCCAUGUUUGACGGUGGGGAUGGUGUUCUUGGGUUCAAAGGCAGCAUUCCUCCUCCUCCAAACACGGCGAGUUGAGUUGAUGCCAAAGAGCUCGAUUUUUGUCUCAUCUGACCACAACACUUCCACCCAGUUCUCCUCUGAAUCAUUCAGAUGUUCAUUGGCAAACUUCAGACGGGCCUGUAUAUGUGCCUUCUUGAGCAGGGGGACCUUGCGGGCGCUGCAGGAUUUCAGUCCUUCACGGCGUAGUGUGUUACCAAUUGUUUUCUUGGUGACUAUGGUCCCAGCUGCCUUGAGAUCAUUGACAAGAUCCUCCUGUGUAGUUAUGGGCUGAUUCCUCACCGUUCUCAUGAUCAUUGCAACUCCACGAGGUGAGAUCUUGCAUGGAGCCCCAGGCCGAGGGAGAUUGACAGAUCUUUUGUGUUUUUCCAUUUGCGAAUAAUCGCACCAACUGUUGUCACCUUCUCACCAAGCUGCUUGGCGAUGGUCUUGUAGCCCAUUCCAGCCUUGUGUAGGUCUACAAUCUUGUCCCUGACAUCCCUGGAGAGCUCUUUGGUCUUGGGCAUGGUGGAGAGUUUGGAAUCUGAUUGAUUGCUUCUGUGGACAGGUGUCUUUUAUACAGGUAACAAACUGAGAUUAGGAGCACUCCCUUUAAGAGUGUGUUCCUAAUCUCAGCUCGUUACCUGUAUAAAAGACACCUGGGAGCCAGAAAUCUUUCUGAUUGAGAGGGGGUCAAAUACUUAUUUCCCUCAUUAAAAUGCAAAUCAAUUUAUAACAUUUUUGACAUGUGUUUUUCUGGAUUUUUUUGUUGUUAUUCUGUCUCACUGUUCAAAUAAAUCUACCAUUAAAAUUAUAGACUGAUCAUUUCUUUGUCAGUGGGCAAACGUACAAAAUCAGCAGGGGAUCAAAUACUUUUUUCCUUCACUGUAUGUGGGAACUCCUUCAAGACAGUUGGAAAAGCGUUCCAGGUGAAGCUGGUUGAGAGAAUGCCAAGAGUGUGCAAAGCAGUCAUCAAGGCAAAGGGUGGCUAUUUGAAGAAUUUCAAAUAUAAUUAGAUUUGUUGAACACUUUUUUUUGGUUACAACAUGAUUCCAUAUGUGUUAUUUCAUAGUUUUGAUGUCUUCACUAUUAUUCUACAAUGUGGAAAAUAGUAAAAAUAAAGAAAAACCUUUGAAUGAGUAGGUGUUCUAAAACUUUUAACCGGUUGUGUAUUUCACGGAUUCCUUGGCCAAAAUGUGUUUAACCUGUUGUUGUAAGUAAUAUUUAUUACAUUUUUUAUGUGCGAACCCUUGGAAUAGAGUGGUAUUUGGGACGCAGAUUAUGUAUAGUGCAGGGAAUGGGCAACUUUGAUGGGGGUGGGGGCCACAAAAAAAUCUGAAUUCAUCAUGAGGGGUUGCAGUGACUCGCGGGUCUGCGUACCCACCUCCAUACCCACACAUGCAGUCAGAGCCGGGCCUAGUCUUUUGGGGGCCCUCCCUCCUUGCGAGCAAAACAUUUUAGCGGCCCCCCUCUUGACAGCAGAGGGGGAAAAAUAUGUUUUAGAGUUAAUUUCCUGCAAUUUUACACAUUUUGCCAUCCAGCAUAGAGAAAAUAUUGCAGUUUUACAGCAAAUUUCCUGCAAUUCUACAUACACACACAUGCAGUCAGAGCCGGCCCUACUCUUUUGGGGGCCCUAAGUGGAAUUUUGUGUAGAUAGCUGGCCGCUAGACUAACUUACCAAUCUAAAAAAUGUUAGCUGAUAUGGGCUAAUUGAGUGACUGUCAGUGACUGACAUAACAAGAGAAACUGCUGAUUGCACUACCAAAUAUCGAAUUUGCACCUUGUGUAUUCUAAUAUUGUAACUCUCAACAGUAAGUUGAGACUCCGACUGAGUCCCCCCCCAAAAUUGAGCCGCAGGCCUACAAAAGGGGGGCCGCCAGUUAAGCAUCUCUGAUAUAGUGUAAUCAUCAUGCUGCGCCCAUACAAAAUAUGCUGGCAGAAUGAUCUGUAUUGCUGAUUUAACUGGCUUUUGGUAGACUUAAUUUGUCCUGAUGUCAUUUGCUGUUCUUAGCUGCAUUUAAUGCUAUCAGGGGAACUAGCCUAUUUUUCCAACUGCUGAACAUGGUGUUUUCCUUUUCUCCUGUUAAUUGGCUUGAACAGCUCUGUUAGUCAGGCCUGGUUUGUCACCAUACAUUUCCCUCUGUCCCCAUGGGCCAUGGCACACCCAGUCACCGGAACGUGAUGAUGCGUCUGAACCUGCAGCUCACCAUGGGGACCUUCUCACUCUCCCUAUUUGGCCUGAUGGGCGUCGCCUUCGGGAUGAACUUGGAAUCCACGUUUGAGGAGGUCAAUGAUAUGCGUUGAUGAUAAAGCUUUAAUCUUUUAAAUUACACGAGACAAUUUAACAUUGAGUUUGUUAACCUGGCAGCAAUGUAAUAUUGCUGAAUGGCAGAUUAACCUGAGGUGAAGGAUGACUGGCUCAGUGUGUGGUCCAUAGAGAUAUAAAUCUCUGUUCUAUCUAGUGUUAUAUCUAUGGUGUCGUGUUUGUUCCCCCAGGACCCCAAGGUGUUCUGGCUGGUGACAGGCUUCAUGUUCCUGGGUAGUGGACUAAUCUGGAGGAGACUGCUCUCGUUCCUUGGUCGACACCUGGAGCCUACCGUCCCACCACAGGUAAUUGAAUUGUUCAUUUCAUGAUUUAUUUGGAUAGGAAUGAGUAUCUGAUGCAUACUAGUGUGUAACGUGUAUAGCUCACUAAUUGUCAAUACCAGUCCCUGGGUACUGCAUAUGUGGCUGACUUCUUGAUCAUGCUUAGCUCAGUGUUUUGUCUUGAGAUUGUUCUGAUGAUUUCCAUGACUUGUGUUGUUAUAAAAACCCUCUUUCUCCUCCCUAGAUCCCAACAGUUUGGAAGAGAAACCAAAUAAACUCAAAAGGAGCAGAGGUGAAGAGUGGACUAAGAUGA